Oncorhynchus gorbuscha (pink salmon) is the source of this 2272-nucleotide messenger RNA. RefSeq names its product histone-lysine N-methyltransferase ASH1L-like. The coding region runs from base 472 to 2265 and encodes 597 amino acids. The record is from RefSeq and is a predicted model, not a curated record. NCBI's taxonomy places the organism in Eukaryota, Metazoa, Chordata, Actinopteri, Salmoniformes, Salmonidae. The transcript has a single exon.
GAGAGCAGGACAGCCGUCCGCUGAAGAAGCGUAAAACCCGACGGCCAAGCUGGACCAGGCUGGUGAACCGGGCACAGAGACUGGUAGAGAACCCAGAUGGCCGCCAAGAUGCCCCCUUAGUUGCCCCACAGACCCCCACUACCCCCCAGACAUCCCCCACUACCCCCCAGACACCCGCAACUUCCAACUCACCCAACCUUCGGUCAGCUGAGUCAUGCCUAGCCCCCUCCGUUCCCCCACCCUCCAGUCCGUCCUCCCUCUCCCCUUCUACCUCCACCCCUGUGAGACCCAGACCAGCAGGGCGACCCCCAUCCCCCACACAGUCUCACCUGUUGACCUCUGACCCUAGCCCUUUACCUGGACCUGACCGUCCCUUCAAUCAGGCCAGAAAAAAGGGGUCGCCCCAAAUCCCAAACCUGGAGCUUGGACGAACCCCAACCCAGACACUCCCCUAAACCUACCCAAGCUGAGAUGCUCCCUCAUGGGCAUGAUGAGACUCCGGACCCCCAUGUGCUCAACCCAGUGCUGGAUCACAGUCCCACCCUCACCAAUCCCUCUAGCCCCAACCCCACGCCCAGGAAACGAGGUCGCCCCAAACGCCUGCCCCCCUUCCCCCUCCUCCCCAAACAGACUCCCCAGGACCAGAACAGGGGUACACUGACCCCCUCUGGAGGUGAGGAGGGGGGUAAAGACUUCCCCUCUGAAAAGGGGAACAGGAAGCUGAGGAUGAGGAGCAUCAUAGGAGAGAUGAAGAGGAGGAAGAAGAGGAGGCUACUCAGGGAAAUGCUUUCUGGGUGUGGAGGGGGGAAGGAGGGGAGAGGAAGAGAGGGAGGUAGAGAGAACUCUUGUAGGUGUGCAGGAGGGGUGUGUGGGUCGGCCACAGCACCCUCCCUGUCCUCCUCCUUUGGGGGUAAACUAGGUCCCCAGAUCAACGUGAGUAAGAGGGGGACCAUCUACAUGGGGAAGAGGAGAGGACGCAAACCCAAAGCUCCAGCUAACUCUAACCCUGCCUUUCAGUCCACACUGUUCACCAGUCUCUCUAGUUCCUCUCUCUUCUCCUCUCCCCAGCCCCAUCCUCCCCUCUCUCACCCAUUCCCCUCCCCAUCUCUCACCCACUCCAGUGGAGCCCAGAGCCCUUACAGUGAUGGAGGCUGCACAGAACCUGCUCCCUCCCUCUUCCUCCCCCACACCUUCUCCCUCCCCUCACCCUCCUCCUCUUGCGCAUCGCCACGUCCUCUCUCCUCCUCCUUCUCCUCCUGCUCAUCCCUCUCUCCCUCCCUAAAGAGGAGUUCUCCAGGUCAGGGACGACAUCCCCUCUUCCACCAUCCCUCCAGCAGACUCUCUUCUCCUCCUCUUCUUCACCCUCUUUACCCCCAUCUGCCUGUCUUCCCCACACACCUGAAAGAGGCCACAGCCUCACCUAUCAGUAAAUCACACAGCAAGGAGAUGUUGCCUAGUGAUAGUGUGAUUGGAAUGGACCACAACACUAUCUCAGAGAGGGGGGAGAGGAGGGGCCGAGGGAGAGGGGGUGUAACCAUGGGAAUGACUUCAGAUGUCACCCGGUCAGUGUUCCGGACAGGUUUAGGGGUCAACAUGAAGGGUCAGAGACAACCCUCACCCUCCAUGUUACUAGAACACCCCCCCCCUGUACCCUCACCCAUCAGAGUGUCAGCCUCACCCCCCUCUGCCUCCCCCAGACACACGCCUUCUUCUGACUUAGUGGAACCCAGAGACAGACAUAGGCACAGGCGGAGGGGGUACGAAUGUCCCUAUACCUGCCCCCCCUGCCCCUGCCUAGGGCACAACCAGCGCUCCCAUCUGGACCUCUGCCCCUGCCUAGGGCACAACACACACAAGAGACAGAAACACAAACACAAGAGGAAGUACCAGCACCUGCUCAUGCACGCGCACGACCCAGACUUCCUCUCUGAACUAGACGAUCUCAUUGGGCAGUUCAGCGAGGUCCGCAUCGGUCGCCACCGUGAUUGGGCCAGAGCUGGAUUGGGGCAGGAUCUCGAUGAGAGUGGGGAGAAAAGACGCCACUCUUCAUUAUUGUCAUCGCAAAAUUUCCGCUCAAACGUUUACAGAAUCGACUUGAGUGGAUACUACUCGCCUCACCCCCUGUCUCACCCCCCUGUCUCACCCCUCCUUCUCCCCGCUCCACCCCCACCCCUGCCACGGCCUGCCUUAUGGCAGCAGAAAGCCAGAGCAAAGGUUGAGGUGUGGCUGUCCCACCAAGCCCUGUGGGUCCUUAGACCAGGGUGACUGUGGC